CUCUUGACUGGCGAGUCUAAAAAUAAUCAACUUUUUUCACUCCAGCUCUGACUGUAUUUUAUUUCUCUUCUACUUCUUUCUUUUCUCUGCCUGUUGUCUUUCAUUUUAAUUCCCAGCCAUCCGGAAUGAAACGGUUUCAGUGAGGAGUUUUACUUUAAUCCGAGAUUGACUCCGGGCUCGUUGGGAGCCGUUGGCUUGUGGCAUGGGUGUGUCGUUUUGUGGCAACAAUAAGGAUGCCUACAAUGUGGGGAAAAACGUGCUGAACAAUGGCUGCUUCGUGGACGCCCUCAACCUGGUUCCUCAUGUCUUCUUGCUCUUCAUCACAUUCCCAAUCCUCUUCAUUGGUUGGGGCAGUCAGAGCUCUAAGGUGCAGAUCCAUCAUAACACAUGGCUCCAUUUCCCCGGCCACAACAUGAGGUGGAUCCUCACCUUCCUGCUGCUGUUCGUCCACGUGUGUGAGUUUGCGGAGGGCAUCGUCUCCAAUAAUGUGAUGACAACAAACCAUCUUCAUCUCUUUAUGCCGGCAUUCAUGGGUUUUAUAGCAGCGACAACAUCAGUGGUUUACUACCACAACAUAGAGACAUCCAACUUCCCCAAACUGCUGCUUGUCCUCUUCAUCUACUGGGUGUUGGCAUUUGUCACAAAGUCCAUUAAGCUGUGGAAGUUUACUGAGUUCCAUGUUGGACCUCAGCAUCUGAGGUUCUGCAUCACGACUCUCUUGGUGAUCCUGUACGGACUUCUGAUGGGAGUGGAGAUAAACGUCAUCCGAGUCAGGAAAUAUGUAUUCUUUGCCAACCCUCAGAAGGUGAAACCACCAGAAGAUUUGCAGGAUUUGGGAGUUCGCUUUCUGCAACCGUUUGUCAACUUGCUCUCCAAGGCCACAUAUUGGUGGAUGAAUCCUCUCAUCAUUGGUGCUCAUAAGAGGCCAAUAGAGCUGAAGAAGAUUGGCAAGUUGCCCAUUGCCAUGAGAGCCCUGACCAACUACCUGCGCCUCAAAGAUGCAUACGAGGAUCAGAGGACAGCUGAAGACCCAGAUCGAUCUCCAUCCAUCUGGCGCUCCAUGUAUCGAGCGUUUGGCCGUCCCAUCUUACUCAGCAGCACUUUUCGUUAUCUGGCCGAUCUGCUGGGCUUUGCGGGUCCUCUCUGCAUCUCAGGCAUCGUUAAGUACCUGAAUGAAAAAGAUGAAGUUGCACCAGAAGACAAGAUGAAGGAAACCUAUUUAGGAGUCUACUUCAUGUAUUCCACUGAACUUCUGCAGAACAGCUCCGUCCUGGCUGUUCUUCUCUUCUUGGCUUUAGUCCUGCAGAGAACCUUCCUGCAGGCCUCCUACUAUGUCACCAUAGAAACAGGCAUCAACCUGCGGGGAGCUCUGCUGGCAAUGAUUUACAACAAAAUCCUGCGUCUGUCCACCUCCAACAUGUCUAUGGGGGAGAUGACACUGGGGCAGAUCAACAACCUGGUUGCCAUAGAAACCAACCAGCUGAUGUGGUUCCUCUUCCUUUGCCCCAACCUAUGGGCAAUGCCUGUACAGAUUGUGAUGGGAGUCAUUUUGCUCCACUAUUUGCUGGGCUACAGCGCACUGGUAGGAGCAUCCGUCAUAGUUCUGCUGGCUCCAGUCCAGUACCUCAUAGCUACAAAGCUGGCAGACACACAAAAAAACACACUAGAGCACUCUACAGACAGACUGAAACAAACUACAGAGAUCUUAAAGGGCAUAAAGGUGUUGAAGCUGUAUGCCUGGGAGAAUAUUUUCUGUGACAGCGUAGAGGAGACCAGAGGCAAAGAACUCACCAGCCUCAGGACGUUCGCUUUCUACACAUCCAUGUCCAUUUUCAUGAAUGCUGCCAUUCCCAUCGCUGCUGUUCUGGCGACAUUUGUGACGCAUCACUUCCUCAAUGAAGUCGGUCCCAGUCCUUCUCAGGCCUUUGCAGCUCUGGCGUUGUUUCACAUCUUGGUCACCCCUCUCUUCCUGCUCUCCACUGUUGUCAGAUUUGCUGUGAAGGCUCUCGUCAGUGUCCAGAAGCUUGGUGAGUUUCUCCAGAGUGAUGAAAUUGGAGACGACAGCUGGAGAAAUGGUGACAUAUCUGUUUCUAUGGAAGCUAGAAAAAAACACCUGGGGAUGUCCAAAGCCUUCAACAGGAAGCAGCCAAUGCGUUACCAGAUGGACAACUACGAGCAGCCGACCAGGCGGCAGAUGAGACCCACAGAAACAGAGGAUGUGGCUGUAAAGGUGACCAAUGGAUCCUUCACCUGGGGAAACAACCUGCUGACGCUGUCAGACAUCAGCAUCCGCAUCCCCACAGGUCAGCUCACAAUGAUUGUGGGUCAAGUGGGCUGUGGGAAAUCCUCCCUGCUGCUGGCCAUGCUUGGUGAGAUGCAGGCAAUAGAUGGAUUGGUCUAUUGGAGCAAGCAGCCUGAUUGCGAGAUGGUCAACGAGGGGAACAUAAGCAAGAACAGAAACUCUGUGGCCUACGCUACCCAGAAGUCCUGGCUGCUCAAUGCCACCGUGGAAGAGAACAUCACCUUUGGCAGCCCCUUCAAUAAACAAAGGUACAAAGCAGUGAUUGACGCCUGCUCUCUUCAGCCAGACAUCGAUUUGCUACCAUUUGGAGACCAAACUGAGAUUGGGGAGAGGGGCAUCAACCUGAGUGGAGGCCAGAGGCAGAGAAUCUGUGUGGCCCGAGCUCUGUACCAGAACACCAACAUUGUCUUCUUGGAUGAUCCCUUCUCGGCUCUGGACAUCCACCUGAGCGAUCACCUGAUGCAGGAAGGAAUCCUCAAGUUUCUGCAGGAUGAUAAACGAACCGUGGUCCUAGUCACCCACAAGCUGCAGUAUCUCAUACAUGCAGACUGGAUUAUAGCAAUGAAGGAUGGCUCUGUGCUCAGAGAAGGAACCCUGAAAGAUAUCCAGACUCAUGACAUUGAGCUUUAUGAUCACUGGAAAACUCUGAUGAACAGACAGGACCAGGAGCUGGAGAAGGAUAUACAGCAAGAUAGUCAAACAACACUUGAGAGGAAGACUCUGAGGAGAGCUUUCUACUCCAGAGAGGCCAAGAAUCAAAUUGAUGAUGAGGAUGAAGAGGAGGAAGAGGAGGAAGAAGAAGAUGAUAAUAUGUCCAUGACUACCAGCAGAAGAUCAAAGAUUCCCUGGAAGGUGUGUUGGUGCUACCUGUCCUCUGGUGGCUUCUUCAUGGUCUUCAUGAUGGUUUCCUCAAAACUCCUCAAACACUCUGUCAUUGUUGCCAUUGAUUAUUGGCUGGCUGUCUCCACCUCCUCCGGGAAUGGAACCAGCCUGAACACCACUUUUACUACUGCUGGUAGUCCGGAUGCCAAGCAGAAUAGCAACUAUCUGCCAGUGUUCAUCAUCCUGUGUGCAGCUGGAAUCACUUUAUGCCUCAUCACAUCGCUCACCGUGGAGUUUCUGGGUCUUUCUGCAGCCACCAACCUUCACCACAACCUGCUUAACAAGAUCAUCCACGCUCCCAUCAGGUUUUUUGAUGUCACUCCUUUGGGGCAGAUCCUCAACAGAUUCUCAGCUGACACCAACAUCAUCGACCAGCAUAUUCCUCCAACUCUGGAGUCUUUGACCAGAUCCACGUUGCUCUGUCUGUCCGCCAUUGGAGUCAUAGCUUCCAUCACUCCUGCUUUUCUCAUUGCCUUGGUUCCCCUGGCAGUGGCCUUCUACUUCAUUCAGAAGUAUUUCCGGGUCGCCUCCAAGGAUCUCCAGGACCUGGAUGACUCCACACAGCUUCCUCUACUCUGUCACUUCUCUGAGACUGCAGAAGGCCUCACCACCAUUAGAGCUUUUAGACAUGAGGCACGUUUUAAACAGCGCAUGUUGGAGCUGACUGACACCAACAACACAGCCUACCUGUUUCUGUCUGCUGCUAAUCGUUGGCUGGAGCUUCGAACGGACUACCUUGGAGCUGUGAUUGUGCUGACAGCAGCAGUAGCCUCAAUAUGGAGUUUAAGAUAUGGUCUGCCCGCUGGAGGCCUGGUGGGCCUCGGCCUCACCUACGCCCUCACUAUCACCAACUACUUGAACUGGGUUGUGAGGAACCUGGCAGAUCUGGAGGUCCAGAUGGCAGCUGUGAAGAAAGUCAACAGCUUCCUGAGUACAGAGUCUGAGAACUACGAGGGAUCAAUGGAUUCCUCUCAGGUCCCCGAGAAGUGGCCCCAGGAUGGUGAGAUAAAGAUCCAGGACCUGUGUGUGCGCUACGAUCCCAUGCUCAAACCAGUUCUCAAACACGUCAAUGCGUACAUCAAACCGGGCCAGAAGGUGGGAAUCUGCGGUCGCACAGGCAGCGGGAAGUCUUCUCUGUCGCUGGCCUUCUUCAAUAUGGUGGAUAUUUUUGAAGGGAAGAUCCUCAUCGAUGGGAUCGACAUCUGCAAACUUCCUCUGCAGACUCUCAGGUCCCGACUCUCCAUCAUCCUCCAGGAUCCAGUGUUAUUUAGUGGGUCAAUAAGAUUUAAUCUGGAUCCAGAGAAAAAGUGCACGGAUGAUCGUCUGUGGGAGGCGCUAGAGAUCGCACAGCUGAAGAAUAUGGUGAAAGCACUGCCUGGAGGACUCGAUGCUGUUGUGACGGAGGGUGGGGAGAACUUCAGUGUUGGGCAGAGGCAGCUCUUCUGUUUAGCCAGAGCUUUCGUCAGAAAGAGCAGCAUCCUCAUCAUGGACGAAGCCACAGCAUCUAUAGACAUGGCCACGGAGAACAUCUUACAGAAGGUCGUGAUGACGGCGUUUGCAGACAGGACAGUUGUCACAAUUGCACACCGUGUCCACAGCAUCCUUACAGCUGAUCUGGUCAUCGUGAUGAAGCGAGGCAACAUUCUGGAGUACGACAAACCUGAGACUCUGCUGGAGCAGGAAGACGGGAUGUUUGCUUCGUUUGUCAAAGCCGACAUGUAGACUCGCACAACUCGCACAACAGCUGACAGACCUGUUUUUUAUCUGGACUCGUUCUCGAUGAGAACAAAACUCAAAGAUGCAACAGCUCUAGACUGAAACCAACCAUGUGAUGCUUCUUUAAUUAGCAUCACAAACAAGUGCAGAGAAAUAAGUUUAUAUUUAAAAAAAGAUUUUUAACCACGUAUUCAUACAUAUAUUAUGAAGACCAUGCUGCCAGUUGAAAGGAGUGUUACCAUGGUAACGUGUCAGCAUCUAGAAGAUAUAUUUCCCCUAUCAAAGUCAAACAUAAUCAAAGACAUUGUAAGAAAUUUAUAAAGUUUUUGACUCACUAAAGUUACCCCACAUACUGUUUAACUGAGCUCAGUGCAUUUAUUCUGACACUUUAAUUGGCUCUUUCAAGGCGAUCAAGAAUUAAAUUUGGAGAUUUCAUCCUUUUCCAAAACAAAGAUCAGUGAAAAAUAUGUUGUUUCUGGUGCUCAAUUUUGGAAUAACCAGAUUCUGUGUCAGGUCGUCUUCUUGGUAAAUCAGUAAAUAUAAGUGUGAAAUGAAACGAAGAAAUUCAGCCUACGUCUGAGACCAGCGUCUGUUCAGGUGACUGUUCCCUUACAACUGACCGAAUAGAAAUCACUCCCUCCAGGAUUUUGCAUUUUAUGUGAUUGUUGCAACUCAAAAUUCCUGAUUUAGCUGCAGCUUUUAUGAAAAGUUGCAAAAAAAAAGCUCUUUUUUUUUUGUUUUUCUUUUUGCAAAAGCAUCUGAAAUGUAUUUCAAAUGUAAAAUAUUAUCUUUAAAAGAAUUUGUCCAGUGCACAGUCCUUGCUGGCGGUUUUAGAUGACAACGGGGAGACGGUAGUCCAGUUUUAGAUGUAUAUUGAGUAAUGUGGGGGAGUGCGAAGAUUUGACCAAGUUGCAUUAAAUAUUUGGUGUUUGGGCAAAAUUGCAAAGACAAGCAGACUUCACGAGGAUUUUGUAUUAAUAGCUGUGAUCAUCGCUAAGUGUGAAGUGGUUGGGAUGGGAAUCAGCACCUCCAAAUUUGAGACCAUUCUCCUCAGCUGGAAAAGGGUGGAGUUUCCUCACCAGGUCUAGAAUGAGGUCCUUCCCCAAAUGUAGGAGUUUAAAUAUCUCUGGGUCUUGUUUGCGAGCAAGGGAAGGAUGAAGUGGGAGAUGGACAGGAGGAUCGGUGCAGCGUCCACAGUGAUGCAGACUCUGCGUCGGUCUGUCAUGGUGGAGAAAAAGGAGGUGAGACAGAAGGCAAAACUCUUGAUUUACCGUUUGAUCUACAUUCCUACCCUCACCUAUAGUCACCAGCUAGUUACUGAAAGAAUACGAUCAUGAAUACAAACUGAAAUGAGAUUCCUCUUCAGGGUGGCUGGACUCUCCCUUAGAGAUAGAGAUGAGGAGAGAGAUGGUCAAUAACACAUUACUGCAGAUAAAAAGAUUAAUCACCUGGUGCUGAUCCCAAACCAGACAAAACCACACUGGCCACCACAGCAAGCAAUAAGAUAAACUGAACAGUGUAAAUAUAUAGAAAUCUGGUUAGAAUGUACUCAUUUCAGGCUUCUGGAACAACAUGAUGUCUGACAUUUAAAUGGAUUUACAUUGAAUAUCUGAAUUUAGAGGCAGCUGGUUUUACCAAAGAGGUGUGAACACUUUCUCAUUUCUCUGUCACUUACCUGCAUCAGCUAAGAGUUUGGCUUUUCCUGGGAUCCGUAAACGGUGAGGGAACCAAACAGCCUCUAGAAUUUCAUUUAACCUUGCAGAGCUGUGAAGUUAGGAUUAAAGGUAUAGAGUUUUUAAGUCUUUUUAUAUUUGAAUCGUCUUAAAUAAACUUGUGUAAGAAUAUUAGUCAUCUUUAAAAUAACGCACCGUUUGUAUCAGUUUAUACUCGUUAGCACAGAUAUGCAGUAAAAAGCAAGAUGGUCUGAAUGUUGGCUUUGGCUUUUUUUUAACGGUUUCUCUCAUUGUGAAGGAUUUAAAUAUUUUUUUCUGACAGAAAUUAAAACUGUUAGUUUAAUUUUAGCUUUGUGUCCAUCUGAGGCAGCACUUGCAUCACAUCAGAUGAUGAAGAGGAACCGGAGGAUCAGCCUUUAAAGAUGAAGACUGGAAAACAGUUUCCAGGUUCAAUGAAUGCACCAGACUUUGGUGGAUUUGGUGCCAUCUUUGAUGCCUCAGGUUUUAUAUAAAUGACCGUACAGCAUCCUGGCAGGAAAUUACCACCACCAGGUCGAAUCAUGGGGAUUAAUCUGCAGAGAUGCUCCAGCUGAACUCUCAGCAUGGAACAAAAACAAUCCUUUUUUUUUCACAAACAGAAAACUAUCAAACCAAAAGCCAAAACAUUUAGUGGUUCGAGUAAUUAUAUUACACAUUAGUAAUUACCCACAGUCUUUAUGGUCUGAAUGUGUCACAAAGUGAGGAAGAAGAGGGCGCAAAUGAAGGCUCAGCUAGCAGGAAACGCAUCAAUUUUAGAUCAAGAAAAAUGUACAAAAAAAAUCAUUAAAAGUCUUAAAGGAAAAAUCCUGAAGCAACAGAUUCAGUCUUUACUUGAACCUAGCUGAUCAGAUGUGACCAGCUGUGUCCGCCUUCAAUCUCUUCUGUCGGAUGUAUUUCUAUGCUGGCAUUAGUACAAACACUGUAGGGUGUCACGGCUCCAUCUGCAGCUGCUGAACCUGCUGUCUGUCUGCGGUCAUGCUUUGCUGAACAUUUUUAUCAUCUUCUGGGACAACGGACACCAAAGAUGAGCUCCAACAAACUAGAGUGGUUGUUUUGGGAGGUUUUUGUUUUGUUUUUAUAGCAUCAAACAUACAGCUGCAUUAUUAUCAGUAUUAAUCAGUGGCCAAAUUGAAAUGAAAUGUGUUCUUACUGACAAACCCAAAGCAUCCACUUUCUUAGUUCAGCCCUAAAGAAUAUGGUGAACAUCUGCUGAACUGCACUUGAAGGCAGCAGCUGGUGGAGACCAAAGCUGAGCCUUAAUCUAGAAGAUGAAGAGGCAGCUUAAGGUUAAUGCUUAGGAACGCUGUGAUCAAAAGUCAGUUUUCUCUCCUGCAGCACAUAGGAAGCUCCAGCAUGAACAAUUUGACAGAGUUAUUGAAGCAUUUUGACUCUAAAUGGUUAGCAAGUAACUUUUUCUCUCAAAUCUAGUAGCUAAGACUGGAUACAGAGCAUCACUACAGACUCAUCUUAGCAACUUAUUUUUAACACCAGGAUGUUUUAUAUCUAUUUGAUCUUUAAAAGAACAUUCAGGGUUAUAAAAUCAUGUUAUGUCUGAAUUUUGCAUUUUUCUUACACAUCCAUAAAAAUUAUAACUACAUUUUUAAUCCUUCAUAAACAUAGCAUGCUCAAACUACAACAAACGUAUGUUUUUGCAUUGCAUGACAUUUACACUUUUAAAUGUUUUAAGCAAACUAAGGAAAAAGUUGUGAUGCUACAACAUUUCAGACGUGUAGAAAACUUCCUGUUACAUCUUUUCCUCCAUCAGCUCAGCUGGCUGCAUGCACAGGGAACUGAGUCCUUCAGAACUGCCAAAGAAUGAAGAUUUCUGAAUCAUUUGUUCGGCUGCUUCAGAAAAAUAAGUGGAAAUUUGGCCCUAAAUCUUUUCUUUUCUUGCAUUAAGAUUGUAAGUAAUUAUUAUUUAAUUAUAAAUUAAUUAUAGGGGAGAAAGUUGAUUCAAGCUGCCUCCAAAAAGUAAAAAAUAGCACAUUAUGGCAUUUUUUCCCCCCAGAAUCCCUUCAUCCCUCUAUCUGGGAGCGGUGCUGUUGUCCUUUUAUAUUAUUGUGUACUGAUUUUACUCUCCUGUACAGACUAAAUGCCAAAUAUACAACUUUAGCCUUUGUCUUUUAAGACAUCUGUUUCAUCUCACUUCAGCUUUUCAUUUUCUUUUUUAGCGAACUGCAGCGGAAGUUUUUUUUCUUCCACUUGGUUUAUCAGAUGUCAGCCUGUUCACAUCGACGUCUUUUACUUUUCCGUUGUUCUAUCUUUUGGUUUCUGCAGACAAGUUCUCUCCUCCACCUCCUUCGUUUGAUUCGUUAUGUUUAUUUUUUUCCCCCUCAUUUUGAACUUAUAAAUCAGUUUUUUGAGAGUCUGUGUCUGAAAUAUGUGUUUGUAUGCAGCUUCUGUGCUUUGCAUCCAGUCAGCUCUGCACUGCUGCCUUGUAUAUUCGUAAUUUCACACCACAAACUAUAUUCAAAGCAGCAUCCUACACUUUUUUUUUCUUUCCUAGUUUAAUGAGAAGCAGUGCAAAUGUUUCACUGUUUCACUUCUGUAUCACAGUUUUUCCUUUUUAUCUUCUUUGAUAUUUCAACAUCUUAAAUUUUGGGGAACAAAGGGAACACGGCUGCUUUUUCUAUGCAAAAAAUUUUAAUUAACUCACUUGAAUUUAUGUCUGACUAUUUUUUAUUUAGAUAAAUUUUGAACAUUUGUAAAUUCUGUAUGUAGCAACCUGCAUAUCUGAUGGCUUUUAAACGUAUAUACAAGUAUCAUUUUGUGUGCCUAUAUUUUUCUUCUUCUUUUUUAACACUAAUAAUAAAUGAUAAUAAAACAG
This is a messenger RNA of Melanotaenia boesemani (Boeseman's rainbowfish), 9439 nucleotides long. RefSeq names its product ATP-binding cassette, sub-family C (CFTR/MRP), member 9 (gene abcc9). The transcript has 42 exons. The record is from RefSeq and is a predicted model, not a curated record. Bases 203 to 4906 code for a protein of 1567 amino acids. Gene Ontology annotation, biological process: transmembrane transport; potassium ion transport. Lineage: Eukaryota; Metazoa; Chordata; Actinopteri; Atheriniformes; Melanotaeniidae. Gene Ontology annotation, molecular function: ATP hydrolysis activity; ABC-type transporter activity; sulfonylurea receptor activity. Gene Ontology annotation, cellular component: membrane.